Salvelinus fontinalis (brook trout) is the source of this 4025-nucleotide messenger RNA. Its product is annotated as trichohyalin-like. The record is from RefSeq and is a predicted model, not a curated record. The transcript is spliced from 4 exons. Lineage: Eukaryota; Metazoa; Chordata; Actinopteri; Salmoniformes; Salmonidae. The coding region runs from base 904 to 3498 and encodes 864 amino acids.
AGGGAGGCAGAGAGCCAGAGGGAGGCAGAGAGCCAGAGGGAGGCAGAGAGACAGAGGGAAGCAGAGAGACAGAGGGAGGCAGAGAGACAGAGGGAGGCAGAGAGGGCCACAGAAUGGGAGAACCAGAGACAAAUGCAGGAAGUCAACAGACUCAAACAACUGCUGGAGCUGCUGAUGGUGGACCUACAACUGGCCCACGUAAGACAUGUCAUUGUUAUUAUUAAAAGGCAGUGUAUAUUCACCCGGCUGAAAAUGAAUGGCGGCAGACAGCUGUAUGCUAACCCAAUGUUAACUUUUAUGCCUUUCCUAAACGUUAACCCUUACCUUAACCUCACUGAAACUAUACCUAACCUUUACCAUAACCCAACCCUAGGUCCUAAACCUAACCUUCAUUUAUCUCAACCCCUACGCCUUUCUUCUGCCGGUUGAAUAUCCACUUCCUUAUUAACGUCAUUACUGUUGUUGUUGAUAACUGUAUCUGUGCAGGUUGUAAAUAAUUGCAUUAGUGAAACAUCAUUUGUAGGAGUAAUUUCUACAAGCAUAAACAUCAGAGGCAACAUAAAAUUGCAAUGGGAAUUUCUCAACCCCCUAACUGAAUGGGCAAGCUAGUUGUGUGUUUGUAUUUGUACACAUUUUGGACAUAAUUGAUUCCAUAAAAUGUCUCAUAAUUUUUCAAACCAUGUCAAUACAUUAAUUGACAAUGAAUUGUCCAGAUGAAUUGAUCAAAAUGACCCUGCUAUUGAUGUUGUUCAGUGUUUGAUUCAAUUACCUAGGUCUAAGUUGUAUUUGUAUGUAUCAUUCUCUGCAAAUGCUUUGAAAGUAUGUCUUGGUCAUAGAUUAUCACUAAUUUAACCUUUUAAAUUUAAGCAAGAGAUAGAGAGAUUGAGGCUAUGGCAGAAAGUCAUGGAGGAUCAGCGACCAAGACUGGCCUGGAACAACAAACCUAUUGAGACAGAAAGAGAGAGGGAAAAGGAGAAAGAAAGGGAGAUGGAAAGGGAGAGAAAAGCAGAAUUGGAAAGACAAGAAAUGAAGAAGAAAGUGAAAGAGGCAGAAGAAACGAUAAAAGUGUUAGAACGAGAGAUUGAGAGAUUGAAAGAGACUGAAAAGGAAAUCAUAUUUGAAAGAGAAAGAGACAUGCAUAUUGCAGAGAAUGAGAAAGUCAAACUGGUUAACGAAAAGGUGAAAGAGUUAGAGAGAGAGGUUGAGAGACUGAAAGAAGAUAUGACAACAAAAGAGAUUCAAUACAAAAUCAAAUUUGAAAGAGCGAAAGAAGCAUAUAGAAGACAGGAUGAGAGAGUGAAACAGGUUAACCAAAAUGUACUAGUGUUAGACAGAGAGGUUGCGAGAAUGAAAGAAGAGAUUAGAUUGAAAGACGAGACUGAACCAGAGAGAACAUUUGAUAGAGACAGAGAGAGAGAAAAUGAUUGGAGACGAAGUGAAGAGGAGAUGAAAAAUAGAGUGGAGAGAGAGAUUGAGAUGGAGACAGCCCUCAUCAAUGACAAAAAGAAGUCUGAAUUGGAGGAAGUCUUCAAGAAAAUCAAGGAACAGCUGAAAGAAUUAGAAAACAUGGAAACAGACAAAUAUAAAUGGAAACAGAACCAAAUGGACAUGGAGGAGAAGAUGGAGGGUGAGCUCAACAAACAGAAAGAGGUAGAAAGAAAGAGAAUGGAGAAAAUACCAAAACAGAGACAACAAGAAGAUGAGAAGAAGGAGAUGGAGAGAGAAGAAGAAGAGGAGAGACGCAAACAGAAGCACAUAGAGAUGGAAGAGGAAGAAAGAGGGAGAGAAAAAGAGAAACAGAGAGAGAUCAAAAGGAAGAGAAUGGAGAAGAGACAGAAAAAUAUGGAAAGAGAAGAAGAGAGACAGAGAGAGAUUGAAAGAGAGUAUGAAGAAGAAAGAUGUAAACAGAAGCAAAUAGAGAUGGAAGAGGAAGAAAGAGAAGAAGAGAAGGAGAGAAAGAGAACGUUUGAAAGAGAUCAAGAAGAAGAAGAUAUAUUGAAACAGAAGCAAAUUGACAUGGAGAAGGACGGAAGAGAGAAGGAGAACAAGAGACAGAGAGAGAUAGAAGAGAUACACAGAGGACAACAACAAGAGGAGAGACAGAAACAAAUGGAGAAAGAGAAAGAAAGGGAGAAAGACAAUGAGAAUCAGAGAGAGAUGGAAUUAAAAGAUCAGCAACAGAAAGAGAUGGAGAAAGAAAAGAUGAUCAUGAGAGAGAGGGAGGAAGCAGGAAGAAGAAAGGAGGGGCAGAAAAAUAUUUUUGGGGAAAUUGAAGGACAGAAUGAACUGGAGAUAGAACAGGAGAGAGAGAUGGAAGAAAAGCAUGAAGUGAUUAAGGAAGCAGAGGAAGAGUACAGGGAAAGAGAAGAGAGAGGAAAGGAAGUAAGCAUGAAGAAACAUGUAGUAGUUAAUGUUAAAGCAAAAGCACGGGAAGUCUUCAAUAGACGUAAAGAGAGAAGGUUAGAAGUGUUGAAGGGGGAACGAGAACACAUAGAAAGAGGACAACAAAUCAGGAGGGAGAAGGAGGAAAGACGGCUGGAGAUGGAAAGAAAACAGGAGAGGGCAAGACAACAAGAGGAGCAGGAUAAAAAACAAGAGAUUGAAAUUGCUAGACAGAAAGAAAUGUUCAGACUAAGAGAGGAGGAGAGGCAGAGAGAGGAGGAGAGAAAGAGAGCCGUUAAAGGCCAUUUAGCUUUAAUCAGAGAGAGAGAGAUAAUAGAGGCAAACAGAAGAGAGGAGAUGGCGGAAGAGGAACGAAGGGAGAUCCUUGAAAAAAACAAGAGGGGUGACUUAGAGGAGGAGGAGGAAAAGGAAGAAGACAAGGAGGACAUUCUCCCACCUGAUAAAAGUAUCCGAAGGAGAGCUGUGGGCUGGCUAAAUAAGAAGUGGGAGAAGAGGAACAUCAAAAAGAUCGAGAGAACGUAUCAGAGAGAAGCUGAGGAGGGCUAUAAGAUCGUCCACAUAGCCAUCCCUGGACACACAAGGCUAACAACCACCAUGACCCGGGCAGAGAGAGAGAGGGAGAAGAGGAAGGAGCUGUUGAAGGCUGAGGAGAGAAGGAAGAAGAUGGAGGAUUUCAAUAAGCAGUGGAGAGAGCAGUCCCUGCUUAAAAAACAAAUUCAUCAGAAACUGAAGGAGGAGAGAGGGAAGAUGAAGGGACAUUACCUGGAGCAGAUGAAUCUGGAGGCUGAUGCUCAAAUCAACACCCGGUGUCUCACCACCCAACACAGCCACGAUUAUCUGGAGACAACACAGCCCACUGGAUCUGGAGAUGGCCACCAGGAAAGGCCAUGGAGGCAACAGGCAUGGGCAGAGAACCAGGAGGGGAGUUCAGAGAACCAGCAGGAGUGGCCAGAGAACCAACAGGUGGGGGCAGACAGCCAGCAGCUAGAAGCUCCAGAAGAGGCUGAAACAUCAGAGCCAACCUCCAAGAACAAGAAAAGGCCAGGCAUCUGGAAGAGAAUUAAGAUGGGCAUUCCUGACGUGCUGUCUGCCUAGAGCUGGAACUCGAAGAAGCCACAGUUCCACUGAGGUUACGUUGGUCAUUAAAAGGGUCGCCCAAUAAUUCCUCCUCCUCUAUAAGUCAUCAAGCCACAUUUCCUCCACAAAACAUGAUAGUCUCCUCAAGCCAGCAAGUAUCCUCUUUAUCAGGCAACAAACCAUCGAAGGUCAGUGACCCUCCUCCCCAGAGCAGAGGUUCUCAUCUUUAUCCUAAUUAAUUUCAUCUCUGCUCACCACCUCUACUGUCCUAGAAAAUAUCGCCAAAUGGACAUGGUUUGAACAGAAGUCCUCCCCUCAGACCAGUGGCUCCACAAACCAGGGUUUUUCAUCUUUAUUCAAGUUGAACGCAACUCUGAUCAUUUCCACCACCUCACCUGUUAAGGGGAGGUGCUGAAAAGGAGGUCUGGGAGGAGGUCUGCAUGUAGCCUAGACUGGACCGGUAGCAGCUAAGUUGCUGGCUCCAUCCCCAGGCAGAGCUGCUCAAGUCAGGCCAGUGAUGUUUGACAAUGUCAUUUUUGUUAUUA